CCAGCUAACAAUCGAAUGAGUGCGAGCCUUCCUUCAGUACCGUGAGGUGCAGUGGUAGUUGUGUUCCGCGCGCAACGGUGGCUGUGUGGCUCUCCAAGCUCAACGGGUGCUUGAUUUUGCUCAACGCUUUCGUGCUUCUCGUUUCCUGCCUUUCAGUCUGACACUGGUAACCAAGAGCUGCUGUCCACUACCUGCACGCUGUUCGAUCAAACCCGGUGUGUGUGUCGAUCGCGGCCGGUUCAUCGCGGAGAUUUUUCGAGAGUUGUUUUUUUUUCAUUUGCCUUCUACUGCUCUGUGGUGCGCAAUGUUUCCACUUGGGACCGGUCAAUAUCCGGAUCGUAGUUGGCAGUGUUCUUGUGGUUGUUUUUGCUGUUGUUGUAAUUACUGAAGCGGCUGCUAGGACCCGCAGGGGUUCCUCGUCCAGAGACAGACCUUGAAAAACAGUGAGUGCGAAUCCUGUGUGUGCACACGCAAAUCGGAAGGUUGUUUCGGUUGUACAUUACACAAAAUCUGGUUUCCCUCCGCCAUUGGUGAAGACCAAAACCUGUUAGCUGUGAAAUAUUGCGUGGUUUUGUGCGGAUCGGUGAAAUUCGAUCAGCGAGCGCCCUUCUCGGCAAACUUCCUUUCGCUGGAAACCAAAACCUGCUGAUCGAAGUGAGAAAAUGUAGCAAUCGAAUGCGACCCCAGUUUGGAAGCGAUAAGUGAAUAAUCGACAAGUGCUGAUAAGUGCUGGAAGUUUUGUGAUAAUUAAACAGAAACGCCCAAUAAAGAAACGUGAUGAAAAAUUCCUACCUUCGCGCUUUUAAUUAACGAUCUCACGAGCCGGGCUUGCCAGGCUGAACACCGAUACAUCCGAAGUGGACAUAACCGUAUAAAGAUCGGGACAGGCCAAGUGUCAGUGCUAUUUGUUUUCCGAUCAACUUUUAAUGAAAUAAUUAAUUUCACUAACCCCCGGAGACCCAUUGCGCGCUGGACGGAAAAAAGGUCUAUCUCGCUUCGGGUUCGGUGUAGUUCUAGCAAUUCGAACGACUGGUGUGUCUUUGGUGAGUGCACCCGUGGGAGAGUGUGCGACUGCGAUCGGUUCUGAAACCUGACUUCGUCAUCGUUGGUUCUGAACUUGAUUCCGCGAAGGCGCUUCGGCACCCCAAAAAAAACCGACCGCUUCCUAUAUGAUGUUGAUAGGAUCCGCCAUCGGGAGUGAGUUCGCACAGCUGCCGACCAGUGGAGCCGCCCCGUGGAGCAUGGAACCACCGAGGGCACCCGGAGGGUUACCCGGUCAGCACCAGGCGCCUCCGCCACCGACGCUGCAAUUAUCGCCUACUGUGGGCCUCUCGCCGAACCUUCCCUCGCCAGGAUCCGUCCCGUCCACGACGAAUUUGUUCGGAGCUGCCGCGGCGGCCGCAGCUGCUGCAGGAAAUCCCGCCAAUGCCCACGCCCUCGCCGGACUGGUGUCCCAGCACCGGCUACUGGAGCUGUCCCGGUUCGGCCUGCGGGGGUAUGACCUGGCACAACAUAUGCUUACCCAGCAGGGUGCGGUGUCUAAACUAUUAGGUACCCUGCGACCACCCGGUCUGAUCGGCGGGUCCAAGCCGAAAGUGGCGACACCGGCCGUCGUCUCCAAAAUCGAACAGUACAAACGGGAGAACCCGACCAUCUUCGCCUGGGAAAUCCGCGAGCGUCUCAUCUCAGAAGGCGUUUGUACCAAUGCCACCGCCCCGUCGGUGUCCUCGAUCAAUCGAAUUCUACGAAACCGGGCGGCAGAACGGGCGGCCGCGGAAUUUGCUCGUGCUGCCGGUUAUGGUCUAUACCCACCGCCACCGUACGGAGGUUUUCCAUGGCCAGCACCAGCCCAUUUGUGGCCACCGGGACAAUCACUGCCCGGAAUGACGCCACCCGGCAGUAGCAGUAAUUCCACUCCGGUAACCAUCGGAUCCCCUGGUUCCGGUUCGCACGAUACACUCGGCAGUCCGGAUGGCAACCGACUGAUUGGUGAGUUCGAUAUCGAGGGCGAAGAUUCGAACAGCUUGGAUGGAGAUCAACCAAAGUUUAGACGGAAUAGGACAACUUUUACACCGGAACAGCUGGAGGAACUGGAGAAGGAAUUCGACAAGUCGCAUUAUCCGUGCGUGAGUACGAGGGAACGGUUGGCGUCUCGAACAUCGCUGAGUGAAGCCCGUGUUCAGGUUUGGUUUUCCAACAGACGGGCGAAAUGGCGACGUCAUCAAAGAAUGAAUCUUUUAAAAAGGUCCAGCUCCCCGAGUUCCCGAGCAGCGGCAGCAGCAGCAAGUUCCGCUUUCACCCCUGGUUCCCCGCCGCCACCACCACCGGGAUCGGGAUCAAUGUCGGCCACGGGAGUCCAACCGUUGCCGGGCCUCACGGCAGCACAUCACCAAAACCAGUCAACCUCACCGGCAGUGGGAACGUCCCACCAGGCGCAGGCAGCGGCAGCAGCAGUGGCAGCAGCACAGGCGGCGUCAUUAGUCACAGCAUCAACUCCAUUAUUAAUGGGCGGUGAACACAGUGCAUUCCGCUCCCUGGUACCGACCUCGGCGGCUGCUCUGUUCGCCGGACUAACUCGCUCAUAUGCAGCCACCGCAGCCAGCUGCUCCUCAAACCCAUCGGUCAGUCCCGUUCCCAGUGAUUCAGACGAAGAAAUCAACGUCCACGACGACGAGUCUGACAUCGAGGUAUCGAGCAGGAAUGGCGAAGGAUCUACUCCACUGCAACUGACCAAACACGAACGUCACUAGGAGCGCCGGUAGUACUCAAUAUUUAAGCAAUUAUGUAAAUAUUACACUCCCCCGGUUCCGAAACCACUCGGCACACGGAACGGAACACACAAGCCCGUCCUAUUUUUACCCUCCUUCUAGGCUGUAGCUAGCAUGUACAAUACUUAUGGUGCAAUUCAGAUAUCUUUCUCUUCUCCCCGUCGCUUCGCGUUCGUUUCAACAUGGCCGCCGCCAACAUUGCCGCCGUCGUCGUUUUGUCCAUCCAUUCGACCGGUCCCUAGACCGGUAGACAGCAGCAACAGCAAACAAGCAAGCGAAAUGGAAAAGGAAACCCUAAAAAUUGAAUACCCUUGCCCAGGCGCAAACACGAUUACCCCUCGUUUUCGAAUUAAACCACACACAGUUGAGUCCACAGUUGGGCCGUGUGUGGAACAAGUGUCUGCCAUGAAUCACGCUCACCAUUCCCAUCCGGUCGUGCUAAAAUAUGGCGCACCACUAACAACACCCUUCGGCACUGGCGUUAGACGUGUAGGUGUACCGACCGAAACCUUAGACGCCAGCACGGGCGUAACACUGGUUCCUCUCAGUGACAGUAAGUUUGAUAGGUCCGGCGUCGCCACAAUGGCAGUCCUGCCGUCCGUGGUGAACGGAUGAUUUACUGAAUGGACGAAAACCGAAGAAUUGCGAAUGGUAUGUUCGGAAAAUAACUAAUUUUGUUUUCUUUCUGUACUAGUUAAUUACAGCAUUGAAAAAUUUUUUCCCGGAAAAAUUCCCAACCUUUUCCAAUACCGGCAGUAACACAAUAACGUUAGAUUUCACAGCUUGAAAUAACCUAAAAAAAUUGAGCUAAAUGGACAACGUUUGACAGCUAUCAGUGGUUUGUUUGCUUGUUUAUUCUGUAUCAUUCCAUUAUGAAGCACGUUCCUGGUCAUCUCCAGUUUAUGUUGUGUGUGAAAUUAAAAAAAAAUGGAAACACUCGUGGAGUGUUUUGCUCGAAUUGGGCGCUUUUGGCGCGGUCGUUCGUUCAAAACAGGUGCACUGUGUUACAUUGAUUUGUUGUUGUUGUGUUUUCUUGUUUUUGGCUAGAGGAUCGUAGCCUCAUAUCCGCCACUUACAUUGAUUUGCAUCGCACGAAAAAAAUGCACUUUUGGUGCAAUUUGAGAGCAACUAUUUUGCACCCGCUGUCUUUUCCGAGCAGCAAGCAUCCAAAUAAAUACCCGUCAAAAUGAACAAAUAAUAGUACAAACACUACAGAACGGUUUCAUUGAUGAAAUUUCAGUCCAAAACGACAUCAAAGUAGCCUACGCAAAUAAACAUGAAAAACGAAAAAUUGAUACCCUCUCAGGAGGCCGUUCUAUUUUGUUGGUCUUUGAGCGCUUGUUGAUGCCCCGUUUACACUUCUGCUGGCUGCCAGCAUGCUGGUGUCAGUGUACUGCCCUCUUAGGAAAAAACGUUCAACUGUGGUCCAAUGAUCCAAAGUAUUAGACCA
Molecule: messenger RNA, 4218 nt
Organism: Malaya genurostris
Lineage: Eukaryota; Metazoa; Arthropoda; Insecta; Diptera; Culicidae
Product: paired box protein Pax-6-like
Exons: 6
Coding region: 1170-2750 (526 amino acids)
Biological process (GO): anatomical structure development; regulation of transcription by RNA polymerase II
Molecular function (GO): RNA polymerase II cis-regulatory region sequence-specific DNA binding; DNA-binding transcription factor activity, RNA polymerase II-specific
Source: RefSeq, a predicted model, not a curated record